CCUUCUCCAACGCCUGCCUCAGGCCACUCCACCAACCCCAGGCUCCAAGAAGAGCAGGUUGCAACCUUCUGUGGAAAGUGCCACAACAGUGCUCACAGUUGAUUCUGCCUUUGUGUUUUCGACUGGAAACAAACUUCAUGAAUUCUGCUCCCACCUCUGCCCCUAAUCCCUUCCCACCCUACAGCCUUGGAGAAACAGUGAAGAAAGAUGAUUCUCUUGAGAGAUGCCAAAGGCCAGUACCUGUUUGACCUUCUUUGCCACCACCUGAACCUACUUGAAAAAGAUUAUUUUGGGAUCCGCUUUGUGGAUCCAGAUAAGCAGCGGCACUGGUUGGAGUUUACAAAGUCUGUGGUGAAGCAGUUGAGAUCCCAGCCCCCAUUCACCAUGUGUUUCCGUGUGAAGUUUUACCCUGCAGACCCUGCUGCCCUGAAAGAAGAAAUCACCAGGUACUUAGUCUUCCUGCAGAUCAAAAGGGAUCUCUACCGUGGCCGCCUCCUCUGUAAGACGUCAGAUGCUGCCUCGUUAGCAGCUUAUAUCCUUCAAGCGGAAAUUGGGGAUUAUGACCCAGGGAAACACCCUGAAGGCUACAGUUCCAAGUUCCAGUUUUUUCCAAAACAUUCAGAGAAGCUGGAAAGGAAAAUUGCUGAGAUUCACAAGACAGAACUCAGUGGUCAAACACCAGCAACAUCAGAGCUGAACUUUUUAAGAAAAGCACAGACAUUGGAGACAUACGGAGUGGACCCUCACCCAUGUAAGGAUGUGUCAGGAAAUGCUGCAUUUCUGGCUUUCACUCCUUUUGGGUUUGUUGUUCUGCAAGGAAACAAGAGGGUCCAUUUCAUUAAAUGGAAUGAGGUGACCAAGCUGAAAUUUGAAGGAAAGACUUUCUAUUUAUACGUAAGUCAGAAAGAGGAAAAGAAAAUUAUUCUCACAUAUUUUGCUCCAACUCCAGAAGCCUGCAAGCACCUCUGGAAAUGUGGAAUCGAGAACCAAGCCUUCUACAAGCUGGAGAAGUCAAGCCAAGUCCGCACAGUGUCCAGCAGCAAUUUAUUCUUUAAAGGGAGCCGGUUCCGAUACAGUGGCCGAGUUGCCAAGGAGGUAAUGGAGUCGAGUGCCAAGAUCAAACGGGAGCCACCGGAAAUACACAGAGCAGGGAUGGUUCCCAGCCGCAGCUGUCCCUCCAUAACGCAUGGCCCAAGGCUGAGCAGCGUCCCCAGGACCCGGAGAAGAGCUGUUCACAUCUCCAUCAUGGAAGGCCUCGAGUCCCUACGGGACAGUGCCCAUUCCACGCCAGUGCGUUCCUCCUCCCAUGGGGACACCUUCCUGCCUCAUGUGAGAAGCAGCCGGGCAGACAGCAAUGAGCGGGUUGCUGUGAUUGCGGAUGAGGCCUACAGCCCUGCAGACAGCAUGCUACCCACCCCUGUGGCUGAGCACAGCCUGGAGCUGAUGUUGCUCUCCCGGCAGAUCAAUGGGGCCACCUGCAGCAUUGAAGAGGAGAAAGAGUCUGAGGCCAGCACCCCAACUGCUGCAGAGGUGGAGGCCCUUGGGGGAGAGCUGAGGGCCCUGUGUCAGGGCCACAGCAAGCCAGAGGAGGAACAGGUGAAUAAGUUUGUUUUAAGUGUCCUCCGUUUGCUUCUUGUGACCAUGGGACUCCUCUUUGUUUUGCUCCUCCUCCUGAUCAUCCUUACCGAGUCUGACCUUGACAUUGCCUUUUUCCGCGAUAUCCGCCAGACCCCCGAGUUUGAACAAUUCCACUAUCAAUACUUUUGUCCCCUCAGGCGAUGGUUUGCCUGCAAAAUCCGCUCAGUGGUGAGCCUGCUCAUUGACACCUGAGAAGGCAUGACUCCUCCCAAUAACUAGCCAGGUGGACCAAGGAGCCCGGCUACCCAUUCCCAGAAAUGGGACCCAUCGCGGAACCAUCGGCACAUGUACCAAGUCCUCCUCUCAUGACUCAAAGUUCACAGCCUAGGAGGGUCACUUCCCAGAAGAAAAAAGGGAUAGGCUCAUGCCUUGUCUAAACAAACUGGGAAGACUUAUUUCCUUCAGACGUUCUUUCAAGAAAGGCUCAGCGACUCUGCUUUUCAUCCUCCCAAUUUGCAGGAUAACUUUUGGUUUUGAAUUUUGAUUUUUCAUAGAUGUGUAUUAUUUUGAAAGUAUCAAUAAAAAUAAUUUAUUUUACUAUUA
This is a messenger RNA of Manis pentadactyla (Chinese pangolin), 2181 nucleotides long. RefSeq names its product FERM domain containing 5 (gene FRMD5). NCBI's taxonomy places the organism in Eukaryota, Metazoa, Chordata, Mammalia, Pholidota, Manidae. The transcript has 14 exons. Bases 208 to 1830 code for a protein of 540 amino acids. The record is from RefSeq and is a predicted model, not a curated record. Gene Ontology annotation, cellular component: cytoskeleton. Gene Ontology annotation, molecular function: cytoskeletal protein binding.